AUGCAAGGAACAAGAAAUAUACAUGUAGAAAGAAUAGAGAAAUUCCUAAGUGAUACAUACUUUACAGAUGUAAAUCUUAGAGGAAAGAUUUAUCCUGUCAUUGACAAGAAUGCUUGUAAUCUAAAGGUAUCUGAAAAAUGUGAUAGAAUCACUUUUGAUGAAUCACAAUCAUUAAAAUAUGAAAGUUGUAAAGUAGGAAAAGUAUUUGGACCAAGUUGGAGUAGUUUUUGGUUUCAAGUAUCGAUUGAUGUACCACAGUCAAUGAAGGGAGAGGAAGUACACUUUUUGUGGAACUCUAGCUCAGAGGCAUUGAUUUGGCGUGACGGUGCUCCUAUUCAGGGCCUGACCGGUGGCACUUGGGUGGACAAGCGUAUCGAAUACAAAUUGUUUGAUGUGGCCGAGGGAGGUGAGCAUGUCGAGUUGGUCAUUGAGAUGGCGUGCAAUGGGAUGUUUGGUGUUGGCAGGGACGGGUUGAUCAAUGCUUGCGACCCCACCAAGACAUUCACAUUGGUGCAAUGCGAGAUUGGUGUGUUUGAUCGUGACGCAUACACACUCUUUACCUAUUUGACAAUGUUGCAUGAUGUUGCCAAGAAUAAUACGUCCAACACAUAUAAUCCUCAACCGACCAACACUAAUCCUUCGAUGACCGAGUUUACGCAGCGCGCCAACCAAGCACUGCGACUUGCCAACGACCUCAUCAACCAGGUCGAUGUGGACGACCGUACUACUUUCAAGCCGGCGAUCGAGCGUGCACAAAAGGAGUUCUUUGAGCAAGCCAACGGCGACGGGUGCCAUGGGGUGUCGGCAAUAGGACACUGUCACAUUGACGUGGCGUGGUUGUGGCCAUACGCAGAGACCAAGCGCAAGUGUGCACGUUCGUUUGCGACACAGCUGCUCUACAUGGACUAUUAUCGCGACUACAAGUUUGUGCAGUCACAAGCACAGCUCUACUCGUGGACCAAGCAGCUCUAUCCACAGCUGUAUGCACGUAUGCUGGUGAUGGCAUCCAAGGGGCAGUGGGUGACUACAGGUGGCACAUGGGUCGAGAUGGACGGCAACCUUCCGGGCGGCGAGAGCUUUGUGCGUCAGUUCUUGCACGGUCAGCGAUUCUUCAAGUCUGAGUUUGGACAGUACUGCACCGAGUUUUGGUUGCCCGACACAUUUGGCUAUUCAGGCCAGCUGCCACAGGUCGUACGCCACGCAGGCAUCUCCAACUUUAUCACGCAGAAGUUGUCGUGGAACAAUAUCAACAAGUUCCCACACUCGACGUUUAUCUGGGAGGGUAUUGACGGUAGUCGCGUGCUCACUCACUUCCCACCAGCCAACACGUACAACUCGGCUGCCGAUGUCAAGGAAGUGCAAAUGUGCGAGUCAAAUCACAAGAACAACGAUGUUUCCAACAAUAGUUUGAUGAUCUAUGGUCAUGGAGAUGGUGGUGGUGGACCCAACAUUGAGAUGAUUGAGCGAUUGUCACGCCUUUCUGACACGAAUGGUAUCCCACAGGUAAAGUUGCAAUCGCCCGCCGAAUUUUUCAAAGUCAUUGAAAAGGACAAGGACAGACUACCCGUAUGGAUUGGCGAGUUGUACUUUGAACUGCAUCGUGGUACCUACACAACACAGGCCAACUGUAAAAAGGGUAAUAGAAAGUGUGAGCAGUUGUUGCAUGACGUCGAAGCGUUGUCGACUAUCCUCGACCUACACAAGGUUGAAGGGUUCCAAUACCCACGUCUCAAAGAGCUCUGGGAACUGCUACUUCUCAACCAGUUCCACGAUGUCCUCCCAGGUUCUUCGAUCGGCAUGGUCUACAAGGACGCCGCCGAACACCACGGACACAUCCAACAACAAGUAUACGACAUUAUUAAAAAGACAAUGGCACAUUUGGUAGGAGGCAAUGUUAGUGGUGAACACCAAGAACACUCAGUUGCUGGUGACGACGAUGCAUUUGACUUGGUCGUAUUCAAUCCCUCACCAUUUGAUUGUGAGAAGAUUAUCGAGUUACCAGACCACUUUGAAUCACCACAAAAGUCAAUCAAUGGACACCCAUUGGCAGCCAUCAAAGUGCCAAGCUAUGGAUUUGUACGUGUCAACCAAGCCACCUUUUCAAAGUCAAUGGAGAACAUUGCCUUUGCACGUGUCAAUGGAGAUGGAUCGGUUGCACUCGAGAACCCAUUCCUCCAAGUACUUGUUACCAAGGAGGGUGCCAUCUCUUCGAUUGUCGAUCGUCGUGUUAAUCGUCAAGUCAUCGAUGCCAAUGAAAAGGUGCUCGGUGGUAUAGGCAACCGUUUCGUUUUGUAUGAUGAUCAAUGCCUCUUUUGGGAUGCAUGGGAUGUAGAGAUUUACAGCCAGAACAAGUACAAAGUGUUGGGUGGUGCAGAGGGUGGUGCAAAAAUCAUCGAGAAUGGACCAUACCGCGUGGCCAUUGAAUUUAGCUACCCACAACUCACCAGCAAAUCGAGUAUCAAGCAGAUCAUCUACCUCUCCAACAACAGUCCACGUAUUGAUUUUGAGACAGUGGUCGAGUGGCACGAGAAUAGAAAGAUGUUAAAGGUCGAGUUCCCAACGACCAUCCGUGCAAUGAACUGCAAGUACGAUAUCCAAUUUGGACAUGUCGAGCGUCCAACACACAAAAAUACAACAUGGGAUGUCGCCAAGUUUGAAGUGUGUGGACAUAAAUGGGCCGAUCUCUCCGAGUAUGGAUACGGUGUCGCUCUGCUCAACGACUGCAAGUACGGUUACUCUGUCAGCGGUGGUGUCAUGCGUCUCUCGCUUUUGCGUUCGGCCAAGUCACCCGAUGACGAGGCUGAUAUGGGUACACACCGCUUCACCUACUCGCUGUUGCCUCACACUGGUGAUCUCCAGCAAAGUGGUGUCAUUACCGAGGGGUAUGCCCUCAACACCCAGUUCCACACUGUACAGGUUCCAAGCACACCCGUUUCACUCCAAGAGCUGCCAUUCAACCUCCCAACACUCCAAUCGUUUGUUAGAGUCAAUUGCGCCAUUAGCAAUAGUCUUGCAUCGACCACCUCACCCACUCUUCCACCCUCACCAACUCUUCUUCAACCACCACCCCUACUCACAUCAUCAGUCAUUAUCGAGACACUCAAGAAAUGCGAGGAGGGUGAUGGUUACAUUAUCCGUGUCUACGAGUCAUUUGGUGGAAAGACAAACUAUUCAUUCAACUUUUGUCCAUCUGCCAACAUUUCCACCAUUGUCCCAGUCAAUGGUUUGGAGGAGGAAUUAAAGGAUGAAAGAUCCUACAAACCAGGUGAAUCAAUUCCAAUUAAUCCAUUCCAAAUCCAAUCUUUUAAAUUGGUUUAA
Cavenderia fasciculata is the source of this 3318-nucleotide messenger RNA. RefSeq names its product alpha-mannosidase (gene manG). The coding region runs from base 1 to 3318 and encodes 1105 amino acids. Gene Ontology annotation, molecular function: alpha-mannosidase activity; carbohydrate binding. Gene Ontology annotation, biological process: mannose metabolic process; oligosaccharide catabolic process. The record is from RefSeq and is a predicted model, not a curated record. Lineage: Eukaryota; Evosea; Eumycetozoa; Acytosteliales; Cavenderiaceae. The transcript is spliced from 2 exons.